Aphanomyces invadans is the source of this 1240-nucleotide messenger RNA. RefSeq lists its product as hypothetical. Bases 1 to 1101 code for a protein of 366 amino acids. The transcript is spliced from 2 exons. The record is from RefSeq and is a predicted model, not a curated record. NCBI's taxonomy places the organism in Eukaryota, Oomycota, Saprolegniomycetes, Saprolegniales, Verrucalvaceae.
AUGCUGGACGGUAUGCCGACCUUUCAGCUUCUUCUCAGUCCUGCAGGAGCAGAUGCACUUUGUGGCGGUGGUCAGCAGAAGCGCAGAGGGCUUGCCAUCUCGGCAACCCGUCCUCCGCUGCCCGCGUUGGUUGUCGAAAGCAUCAUUUUCGAAUUGGCUCGUGCCUCUACACUCGACAUGCACCCUGUGUUCCUGCCCCUUGAGCUCGUGGCUCUCGUUACCUCGUACCAACGUGGCAUCCCACACAACAUGGUCCAACUUGCCCGUUCCAUCCACCCCCCCCACGCCAUCUCCACCCCCCACGCCAUGGACACUCUACGCCGAUGGCUGCAAGAGCACGGCAUGGAUCGCGCAUCGCGCUUACAAGUCUACUUGCCCAAUAUCGAUCGCGUCAUCGCACGCCUUGCCGUUGCCGACAACGCAUUCGAUCUCUUUUCCGCAUUCGACUUGGACGUGCACGACUUCGACGGUCUUCAUCAAGUGGCAGCAGCACACGGAAACCUUCCUGCAGUGGUCCAUUUGCUCCAUGCCAAGUACUCUGACGUCUUCGGGUGGAUGCCAGCCAUGGUGGCCGCGGCCUCUCACGGCCACCUACAUGUUUUAGAGUACCUCGUGGAGAUGAUGCAUGGUCGCCGGACGUCGUGCUCCAUGGCUGUGGUCAACGCUGCUGCUGCAGCUGGUCACGUCCACAUCGUGCAGUGGUGCCACGAGCAGAAGCACCAAACCUGGGGCUCCGAAGCCUUCACCGUCGCCGCGGCCCAUGGUCACGUGAGAGUGUUGUCGUACAUGCAUCACACUAGGCCACGAUGCGGCUCCACUGGCGCGGCGAUGGACGCUGCGACGACGAAUGGACAACUGGAUGCUUUAAAGUUUCUGCACGAGCAUCGCGAUGGAGGCUGCUCGGCCAACGCGCUUGAUCGAGCGCGAAGGAACGGCCACAAUCGUGUUGUGGAAUACAUCGAAGCACAUCGAAACAAGCUGAUCCGUCGAACGUGCUGCACGUGUGGAUUCCACGUUCCUUCCAGCCACCGUUGCUUCGUCACUCCAAGCAACAAUCGCCAGGCCACGACCUCCGCGACUGGGUCCAGCCACGGUGCCUAGUGGUGGCGGUUCAACACCAAAUUUUGCACGAAUUCUGGCCAUUUUUCGACAUUUUCUGAUGUAUACAUCCAUGGAAUGACCUGAUUGGCCACACUUUCAACGUGGUUUCCAAGAACCAAUGGGUGGGCCAUGGAUGACG